Molecule: messenger RNA, 796 nt
Organism: Scleropages formosus (Asian bonytongue)
Lineage: Eukaryota; Metazoa; Chordata; Actinopteri; Osteoglossiformes; Osteoglossidae
Product: lysozyme g-like
Exons: 5
Coding region: 128-688 (186 amino acids)
Biological process (GO): defense response to Gram-positive bacterium; peptidoglycan catabolic process
Cellular component (GO): extracellular region
Molecular function (GO): lysozyme activity
Source: RefSeq, a predicted model, not a curated record
UCACAGAAGCCUAUUUGUCAACACCAAGUGACACAUCGACCAGGAGUCUACAUAAAGAGCACAACGAGUGGAGUUACAGGAAGGUACAGGAGCGAAACAGAAGGUGCCCACAACGACAACAUCAAGCAUGGCCUCCAUUUACGGUGAUAUAAUGAAGGUUGACACCACCGGUGCCUCCCAAAAAACUGCUAGACAAGACAAUCUCACUGUCACUGGUGUGGAAGCCUCCCAUCUGCUGGCCAAGGCAGACCUGAGCAGGAUGAACAACUACAAGGACAUCAUCACCAACGUGGCACAUAAACUCCAGAUUGACCGCGCCGUUAUCUGCGGUAUCAUUUCCCGCGAGUCCCGGGCUGGAGCCGCCUUGGUCAACGGCUGGGGCGACCAUGGAAACGCUUUCGGACUGAUGCAGAUCGACAAGCGGAGCCACAAAAAUUUGGAAGGACUAUGGAACAGCGAGGCGCACGUAAGACAGGGCACCCAGAUACUCGUUGAUUUCAUCAAGGGCGUCAGUGUAAAAUUCCCAAAGUGGCCGAAGGAGCAUGUACUGAAAGGUGGAAUCGCAGCAUACAAUUUCGGAAUUAGGAACGUCCAGACUUACGAGCGAUUGGAUAUUGGCACCACCAACAAUGACUAUUCCAACGAUGUUGUGGCCAGAGCUCAGUGGUUCAAAAACAAUGGUUACUGAUAAAUGAAAAAAAAAAUGGAUUUUAGGAUAAAAACAUUAAAUGAGUAAAUGUGAUAUGUUCAUUGAAAUGUAACGGCUUUUCUGUUGAACUAAACAAUCCACAAAAAA